Molecule: messenger RNA, 1675 nt
Organism: Lactuca saligna
Lineage: Eukaryota; Viridiplantae; Streptophyta; Magnoliopsida; Asterales; Asteraceae
Source: the annotation of a GenBank genome assembly
ACCAAGUAUUAAAAAACAUAUUUCUAAUAUAAAUAAAUAAGUUACAAAUAAAUCCAAACUUAAGCAUAGUGUCAACACCACAAAAUAAAACAUGGAAUAAAAGAAUUGUUGGCACACCUUCCACUCCACUCUUUUUCGUACAAUCCGUUGUUGCAAAAUUGAUCGUGUCAUUCGCGUCAACGAAGAUGCUUGGUUAACUCGCCCAGACAGCGACACCGAUCCGGAAUUGAAGAACGUCAUCACUGUUAGGUGCCUCCCCAGAAAUACAAAUGCCUCCUCCCACCCACCACAUGGAUUAUCUAUCCUUCUCACCAUCACGGCGUCAUCCAUGGAGGAUGGGGGUUUGGAGUACUGGCUUCGAUGGCAAGUACCUGUCUGCGCUCUCAUCUUCCUGAUUCCCACGCUGGUCUCUUUGAGAUUCAUCGUCACUAAAAACAACACACAUACCACUAAAACCCAGCAUCUAUGGAUUUCUUGCUGGAGGAACCUUCAUCCAAGCUGGAUCCUUCUCUACAGGCUUUUCUCCUUCGUUUCCAUGGCUUACUUGCUAUAUCAAACAGUCAUCGCCUUCGGCCCCUUCGUCUUCUAUUUCUACACCCAAUGGACUUUUUGCUUGGUCAUGGUCUACUUUGCGCUUGGGACCAUUAUAUCUGCUCAUGGCUGCUGGAUGCACUUCAAAGAGCGUCCCCUUCCAAAUCAAAAUCAAGAGAGAGACAAGUUUCUGAAAAAGGAUUCUAGCUCUUUUAAAGAUAACGAGGCUUCCAAUUCCAUCAAUCUGCAGUUUAAUCAAGAAGCUGGGUUUUGGGGAAAUCUCAUGCAGAAUGUUUAUCAGACUUGUGCAGGUGCUGUUGUGCUUACUGACCUUGUAUUUUGGUGCCUAUUACUCCCGUUUCAGUCUGGCGAUGGCUUCAAGCUUACCUUGUUGAUUGGUUGCAUGCACUCCCUGAAUGCUGUUUUUCUCCUUCUGGAUUCUGCUCUCAACAGCCUACAAUUUACUUGGCACGGGUUAACAUACUUUGUCUUGUGGAGCGCAGCUUAUAUAAUUUUCCAGUGGGUUAUGCAUGCUUGUUGCUUUACAUGGUGGCCUUAUCCCUUCCUGGAAAUUGCUACUCCAUGGGCUCCUAUGUGGUACUUUGGCAUCGCUUUAGUUCACCUUCCAUGUUACGGACUAUAUGUUUGGCUUGUGAAAGUGAAAGCAUCCAUGCUGUCAAAAAUGUUUCCAGGAGCAUUUAUAAGGGUUGUGGUAUCAAAUGAGAAGCAGAUGUAAGCUGCUGGCACAUGACAUCAAACAUGCGUGUAAAUGUAAUUGAAUGUUGUUAACUGCUUUCCUUGUAUCAUUGAAAUAAUAAAAUGUGUGGAUUGCUAUUAAGAAGGUAAAAAGAGUAAUCCAUAGAAGGAUUUGGAUUUCGAUGCGCAUUUCAAUAUAUAUUCUUGACCGUUUUAUUGUUUCAAAAUUAACUUGGCAAUGCAUCUCCAUGUCGGCUGUAGCCUGUAUUGAAGCCCUUGAACAUGGACGGCUCUAUUUACAAAUUGCUUAUGAAAAUAUAUUCUACAAAAUUUGGAUUCGAAGAGGGAUGUUAAGUUGUGGUGGGAGGUGGAGGAAAUGUUGUUUCUCCUGCAAAUAGUGGCUACCGUUAUUUUUUAGUCAUCCAAUAAAUUUGAAUGGACACAAAGA